Molecule: messenger RNA, 3165 nt
Organism: Cyprinus carpio (common carp)
Lineage: Eukaryota; Metazoa; Chordata; Actinopteri; Cypriniformes; Cyprinidae
Gene: sh2b3
Product: SH2B adaptor protein 3
Biological process (GO): intracellular signal transduction
Cellular component (GO): plasma membrane
Molecular function (GO): transmembrane receptor protein tyrosine kinase adaptor activity
Source: RefSeq, a predicted model, not a curated record
CCCCUUAGCUUCCUUAAAAAUACCUUGUUUGUGUCAAGCAGCAGAAACAAAAAAAUAAACCAUGCACUGUUGUAUUUUUUAAUGGUGGUUAUUUAAAAUGAUUCUCUUAUUUGGAUUUGGCGUGUGUUAAGUUUGGACCUUGUGUGAUAUUUAUAACAUGCAUCAGUACAGUUUCAGUUGUUUGUGUCUAGACGUUGGGUGUAUACGAACUAAACCUUCUUAGAUCUUUCAAAUGUACAGCCGAGUACAGAGAAGUGCUGAUGCCACAUGUUCACAUAUAGAACAGGGGAUUCCGUUGCAUCAUGCGUUUAUCUCAGGCUGUAAGAAUCCCCUCAUUCCCACACUCGUGGGCCCCUCAACUCCCACCCAUAGGGGAACAGUGUGUCGCGAUGUGACUGUGUGAUAUGGUCGAAGGAGCCUUAAAUGCUCAGAGUAGAGCGUUUCUUUUUUGUGUGUGAGUGUGCACGCAUGUGUGUACAUGCACUUCCUUUUGAUCAACCUCCUCAGACUGUGCAGCCUCAUAAAAGGGCGCAAAGCCUCAGUUUAUGCACUUUUCUGCCCUCUUGUUUGGUUUUUUGUGCAUGCUGGUGUCAGGGAGAGAAAGAACGGCUAUUGAAUGGGCUUCUGCCAGCAGGAGAGAAAAUUACAAGUGAUUCCCUGCUGUGCUGGUUAAUGCAAUGAAUGGUAACACUUUCCAGCAGACCACGAGCACUGCACCGUCCGUAGCACCUCCUUGUGGAUGGAGGGAGUUCUGUGAGUUGCAUGCCAGCACCACAGCCCGAGAACUUGCCCAGCACUACCGGCGCUUCGUCAGAGAGCGGUCGGUGCAGGAUGUGGUCCCGCCGGAAAGUUUCUCGGAGCAGUUCAGCGCCCUCUUCCAGCACCACUUCAGCUGUGAGGUGGCUAAAGAUGCAGAACCCACCCUCUGGCCACCGCCGCCUCCUCCUUUGCUGCCCAUGACUGGCCGCUUGCGCAUCACUUCCUUCUCAGGGGUGCUGGAUUACCGGGAGACCGCGCGGCCAGGAGUGACUCCGUUAGUUGCCGUGUUGGCGCCCAAACCAGAUGCCGCCGGCAUCCCUAGAGAACAGGAGCAGUUGCUGCGAUGCUCUCCCGCAGACACUACACGCAGAACGCGGCAUCAUAGCCAGGAAGACGAACACCUGGAGCAGAGGACCGGGUCUGAACGAUACUCGCCCACUUUGUUUUCCUUCCCCUCCCGUAGUGACGUAACCAACUUUUCCGUCAGGGGAUUUCGAGAACGCGUAUGCCGAUUCUUUAAGAAAUCCCCCCAAACUGAUGAACCUUCAGGUGGUUGCCAAAGGGCCGAUUCGAUCAAGGGGGGCAGACCCUCGAUGACUGUUGAGUGCACCUCUCAAACCCCACCUCAGACUGUGCAGGUACCCGCCCAUCGCACCUCGCAGAAGGGUGCGCGGUGGGAACGAUGGAAUUUGUUGCGAACUGUGAGACGAAAACAAGAGACAGGAAGUGUUUGUAAAGAGGGACAGCUGCGGUACCUGGAGGUGGAUGACACUAUCUCAGACACACCCCCGCAUUGGCUGCGCUGCCACCUGCAGGUCAGGAGGAUCAACGAGCACAACGCUAGUGAGAGGUACCAGCUGGAGCUCUAUGACCCACCCAAGGACUACAAAACGCCAAAGCUCACCGUACCCUGUUCAGACAUCCAAGAGAUUCGACGCUGUAAUCGCCUAGAGAUGCCAGACAACAUGAACACAUUUGUCUUAAAGGUUACUGGUCAUCCGGGUAGUUUUCUAUUUGAGGCUGAUAAUGAGCAGCAGGUGAGCUCUUGGACCACAGAGCUCAGAGAAUGCAUCACCAGCAGGUCAGAUAGUAUGGAUGGAGAAACGUUUCCUGUUAGCGACUCGCUCAACGCAGCUCGCAGAGGGAGUACAGAGCCCGGCGGCCAGGGCUCUCAUGGUUUCGGACUCUCGGAGCACACCUACAAUAAAACGGAUCACUUCCUGUCCUCUUACCCGUGGUUCCAUGGGCCCAUAUCACGUGUGCGGGCUGCCUACCUAGUACAGCAUGCCGGGUUCACUGGUCAUGGGAACUUCCUCGUGAGACAGAGUGAGACACGGAGAGGAGACUACGUCCUCACAUUUAACUACCAGGGCAGAGCAAAGCAUUUGCGUCUAUCUUUAACUGAAUGGGGUCAGUGUCGUGUGCAGCACCUGCGUUUCCCAUCAGUCAUGGACAUGCUGAGUCACUUCCGCAACUGUCCGAUCCCGCUGGAGUGCGGUGCCGCAUGCGAAGUUAUGUUGGCCAAUUAUGUGCGGGUAAACCCCACUCACACAGGUCAGAGUUCGGCUGUCGGCUCUCCAGUAUUGGUGCCCUUCUCUCGCUGGAGCUCAGAGCCGAGUCUGGCUCACUGUAGUCCAGAUUCAUGCCCUCACUCCAGCCCCUCCACGGCCCAGUCGUCAGCAUUAUCCGCGCAUCGCACGCCCUCUUCAUUUCCAGACCGCCCCCUUCUCGUCCCCCUGCGCCGGAGCGAGUCGGUGGGCCGCAGAAACCUGCUCCGCCACCCCAACCCGCUGCCGCCCCUACUGCCCAACCAGGACUCUGACUACGAACUGGAGCCACCCGACAGGGGGCGCAAGAGAGCCAUCGACAACCAGUACAUGUUCUUCUGACAGAGACAGAGUAUGAAAAAGAACAAAAGAAGCCACAGAUGGAAAAUGCUCCAGAAUUCCCAGCCGGACGGAGAGCAUCCAGCAGCCAAACGGAGAAAGGAGUUGGAGUCGUGUGAGAUUGCGCAUGAGACUCGGGGUGGAGGCACCUGCGCGUGAACGAUACUGCCGGACACCUGACACCCAGCCCUGCCAGCUGUCUACCGUGUGAAUGUAUUAUACAGAUGUUUCACUGUCAAAUCGGUGUGUAUUGUAGAAUAGCUCAGAGGAGUUGUUGGAUGGGAACGUUUUGUGAUGGCUGGUCAGUAAGUGGAACACAAACCAAGGGUCGAGUCAAACACGUCCGUGUCUACACUGGAAGCGGACAUCGCGACAACUUGAGGCCGUCUACACUGGAUACAUUCACAAUCAGCUGUAAGCUCAAGGCUAGACUUUAGUAAUCAACGAUUACUAAAACGACAAUAAAAUCAGUUUGUCGAUCAGACAAACAAAUCGUCAUUUUUGACCGAAACACGUUAAA